UUUUUUUUAGAUCAGACUGAUUUUUAUUUUUUAUUUCUUUCUGCUAUCGAAUGGUGCAGGGAUAUAGAUGGCGGAUAAUACGUGCUCUUCUGGUGUGCAGUCAACAAGCCGAAGCGGGAGGAAGUGAACAGAACAAACGGGAAUAAAACCAAUAAUAACAUCCAGUGAUUAAUAUGUGUUAGAUCACACAUCUGGAUUCGAUCGAGCGUUCACAUCUGGAUCGGUCUGAUUCGACAUAUUGACCUGCUUUAAUAAGAUUUAAGAGUCGGUGUGGACUGAAGUGUCUGAGCCUCCAAGUGGAAAACAAAGCUGAAGACAAUCUGAGGCUGUCGGACCCGAGUGCCUCGAGCAUCAGUGCUCCCCCGACCGCGGCUGCAACUCGUUCUUCACGCCGUCCCCAAUGCGACCAUGGGAAAUAGCUGUGAAUAGGCGGCCGCCAACAGCCCCCUUAAACCAGAGGAGUUUCAUUGGGGGACCCUGCAACGCGCCUGUGCACCUCAGGAGAAGUCCUCCAGCACGUUGGCAGUGGGGACAGUGGGACCGAGUCGGCGUGCACGCCUCUACUCGCCAGGAUGAGAACUUUUCUCACGCUGUGUUCCCCCAGCAGCAGCAGCAGCAGCAUCCGGCCAUUCCUGUAGAGGAGUCGAGGCAGUACAGCCCGGCCGGUGCACCACCCCGUAUCCUCCACCCCUCCACACACCCGCCACAGCAGACCUCCAUCAUGGUGGACCUUCAUGAACAGAUGCACCAGGGCUCGGUUCCCAUCUCGUACACAGUUACCACGGUGACGACCCACGGCUUUCCCAUGCACACGGGGCAGCCGAUCCCGGCGUGCAACGCGCAGCAGCUCCCAGCAUGCUCGGUAAUGUUCAGCGGACAGCUCUCUCUGCUCUGCUGCCUUCCUCCUCCUCUGAUCCAGGCGUGCACCAUGCACCACCUGCCCGUGUCUUACCAGGCAUUUCCGCCUCUGAUCUCCAGCGAGCACUUCCUGUUGCACCCGAGUCCCCCUGUGGCGCCACACCAACCCCCGGCACUGGCACCGCUCAGCCACUUCAUCCCCCUGCAGCCUCAGCACCCUCGUAUGAGAGUGGAGAGUGAGGUGGACCUAAGAGGAGAGCAGCACCCCUUGGGAACGUUCUCCUACCCUGCCGCACAUCACCCACCAGCAGCCAUGCCCCCCUCCGUGCCCCUGCAGUACCACCUGCCCCAGGAACCCCUCCACCAAGAGCUGCCAUUCGCAGUGCCAUAUCCACACAUGCUGCCCAGGCGUGGAAGUGGCCAGAGGUAUCGCUUACAGCAGCCGUUGCCUCCUCCACCCCUUCCUCCACCCUACUACCCAGGCUUCCUCCCUUACUUCCUCUCGAUGCUUCCUGUGCCUCCAACUGCUGUGGGCCCCGCCAUCAGCCUGGACCUGGACGUGGACGACGUGGAGAUGGAGAACUACGAGGCGCUACUGAACCUCGCCGAAAGGCUCGGAGAGGCGAAACCACGAGGACUGACGAAGGCCGACAUCGAACAGCUUCCGUCCUACAGGUUCAAUUCAGAGAAACACCAAUCAGAGCAAACGCUGUGUGUCGUGUGCUUUAGUGAUUUUGAGUCAAGGCAGCUACUACGAGUUUUACCCUGUAAUCACGAGUUUCACGCCAAGUGUGUGGACAAAUGGUUAAAGACCAACCGCACUUGCCCGAUCUGCCGUGCGGACGCGUCCGAAGUUCACCGCGACGUGGAGUGAGUCCGGGCCUUCGUCGUACACUGGAAAUCAGCACAAACCUUGGAGUGUGUGGUGGGAGAGGGCACACACACACACACAUACACACACACACACACACACACACACAUACAUGCGCACCAUCCAACCCAGCCUAACGCAGAAGCAUCUCCCACCAUCACCUUUCCACCUGUAAAGCAAUCUGGGAAUUUUUAAUCCGGACGGCAUCAGACCUCCGCUGUGCUUCAUCGUGUGAAAGCUCCUGCCUCCUCUGAGCCUGGCAAACUCCUGUAAUCUCCUCUCUAGAGUUCUGCAGAUUUCCUUUCUCUUUCUCUCCAAAGAUUAACCCGUACCGCGUGUCGUGCCGGCAUCGUUUACACAGUCGAAUGUUCUCUAGCUGUUCGCUCACUAAUAAAUCGAGUCGUGCUUUGGCGGCGACGAGGAAGACGGA
Messenger RNA from Trichomycterus rosablanca, 2159 nucleotides. It is a transcript of the gene rnf44, whose product is annotated as ring finger protein 44. Gene Ontology annotation, molecular function: ubiquitin protein ligase activity. The record is from RefSeq and is a predicted model, not a curated record. Bases 401 to 1732 code for a protein of 443 amino acids. The transcript has 11 exons. NCBI's taxonomy places the organism in Eukaryota, Metazoa, Chordata, Actinopteri, Siluriformes, Trichomycteridae. Gene Ontology annotation, biological process: protein ubiquitination.